Molecule: messenger RNA, 1324 nt
Organism: Rana temporaria (common frog)
Lineage: Eukaryota; Metazoa; Chordata; Amphibia; Anura; Ranidae
Gene: PRR15
Product: proline rich 15
Exons: 2
Coding region: 344-706 (120 amino acids)
Source: RefSeq, a predicted model, not a curated record
UGGGAUCUCUGAGCAGUCCGCAGUCCGUCCAAUGGGAUGAGAGCUGGCAGGUGCAGGGUUCCCUCCAGUGACGUGUGACAGGCGCCCCCUCCCUGUGUUACCUGUACACUUCCCAGGACGGGCUCAGUCAGUGCUGUCACCUCCUGGAUCUGGGACUAUCAUGACUGCCAGGAACACCUAAUACACCUGGCUGGCCGGGGAACUCCGAGUGGCACACAGGGCACGCCUUCCUCCAUGGUGCUCUGUCCCCUCCUGUGACAAGGACACACCGAUCACCGCUGACACAGAUUGGUGAAAGUGAAGUAACUGGGCUUCUACAUACAGAUUGCUGGAAAAGCUGGCCAUGGCAGAAAGCGCUACAGGAAAGAGUAAUACCAGCAAUUGGUGGAAAUCACUGACUGUUCGUAAAAAGCCCAAGGAAAUUUCUGUCUAUAGUAAUUCUGAAAGUUCUGAGGACAAAUCAUGGGGAAUUAGUAGUGGCUCUAGAGAAAACCAACAUCCUAAUUCCAUUCCUAGUGGAGCUACAGAACCUAUAAGUGAUGCCAAGUCAGAUAAAUCAUAUGGAGCUAACACUGGCAGAAGGAACUUGAAGAUUUCUCGCUCUGGGCGUUUCAAGGAGAAGCGGAAAGUUCGUGCCACUCUACCAGAGAGUUCCAAGUUCUUCCAGGAAAACCCAUCCUCUCAUACAAAUGAUGAGAGGCAAUGAACUGUGCAGAGAACAUUUAAUAACCAUGAGAAGUAAUGCACUUCUCUCAGAGGCUCUAUUCAUGGAUCAUUUCUACUCCGUGGACGUAUCAGUCCCAUAUUUAUCAAAUCAACAACACACUGAAUUGCUUCUCAACGGCAUAUUAGCUUUGUAACAUAUCAUGGUCUCCUACAACUUCAUAAGACAUUUGAGAAUUCAUAAUGUUUCCUGCAAGUACUCUUUUAGAAGAAAUUGAAGGUUCAUCCGACACCAAGGGUAUAAAUCCUUAUCCAUAUUAGAUAGAUGCCUCGAGAAUGUGGUGGAUACCUAAUCGUCAUUACUUGGUUUGAUGUGGAUUUUUCUGUGAAGGGAUGAAUCCAUGGAAAGACCGUCCAAAACUUGAAACAUAAAGAAUUAGGCUGCCUUUUUUUUUCUUUGCUAACUGGUGGUAAGAAUUACUUUUCCGCAAUUGCUAUAUAAUCACUGGUGAUAAAGACAGCCUUCUUCUAUCCAUAGCAACAUGCCUGAUCCCAAAGAACUAUAUUUUAUUGUAAGACCUUUAACUAAAUAUUGUUUAUUAUGCAAAAAUAUGAAUAUUUCAUAAUUGAUAUGCAUUAAAUAUUUAUUUUUUUGUCCUAA